This is a messenger RNA of Nerophis ophidion (straightnose pipefish), 4678 nucleotides long. RefSeq names its product polyunsaturated fatty acid 5-lipoxygenase-like. Gene Ontology annotation, molecular function: protein binding; arachidonate 5-lipoxygenase activity; iron ion binding. Gene Ontology annotation, cellular component: nuclear envelope. Lineage: Eukaryota; Metazoa; Chordata; Actinopteri; Syngnathiformes; Syngnathidae. Bases 107 to 2128 code for a protein of 673 amino acids. Gene Ontology annotation, biological process: lipid oxidation; linoleic acid metabolic process. The transcript is spliced from 14 exons. The record is from RefSeq and is a predicted model, not a curated record.
GGGAGUGCCACUGCGGUUUCCUGUGGCGUGAGGAGAAGCCUGAACAUGCCCUGCAUCGCCUUUUUCAGCUGGUUCAUUUUUGUUUUGAUCCUGAAUACCAGCAGAGAUGCCGACGUACACGGUGACCAUUAGCACUGGGGAGCAACGCUUUGCAGGGACGGACAAUUACGUCUACAUAACACUGGUGGCCAUUGAGCGGUGCAGCAAGAGGACUCUGCUGGAUAAAGCUCUGCACAAUGACUUGGAGAGGGGAGCGGUGCAGUCCUACCCAGUGGAGGUGCAAGAGAACCUGGGUGAGCUUAUGUUGGUGAAGCUGGAGAAGAAGAAGCACUUGGUGCUGGAUGACUGGUACUGCAGGUACGUCUCCGUGAAGACCCCAGACGGAGAAAUUGUGGAGUUCCCCUGCUACCGAUGGCUGCUGGAUGGCAAGGAAGUGACUCUGCGGGAAGGACGAGCUUUCCUGCCUCAGGAUGAUAAGAUAAGUCUCCUUAAGAAGCACAGGCAAAACGAGCUGGAAAUGAGGCGCAAAAUCUACAGAUGGAUGGAGUGGCAGCCGGGCUUUCCGAGGAGCAUAGAUGCAAACAGACAAAAGAAUUUGCCUCGAGACAUCCAGUUUGAGAGCGACAAAGAAGGGGACUUUGCAUUGAACUAUGCAAAAGCAAUGGGGAACCUGUGUGUGAACCACUUCAUGAACUUGUUCCAGUCCUCGUGGAGCAGCUUGGCUGAAAUUGAGAAGAUCUUUUGUACAAUCAAAAACCCAACUUCAGAGUAUGUGAUGGAGCACUGGAAGGAUGAUUACAUUUUUAGCUAUCAAUUCCUGAACGGCUGCAAUCCCGUGAUGAUCCAAAAGUGCACCAAAGUUCCUGACAAGUUUCCUGUUACCAAUGAGAUGGUUGCUCCCAGCCUCAAGAGGAAUUUGACUUUGGAACAGGAAGUACAGGCAGGUAACAUCUUCAUAGUGGACUACGAAGUGUUAGAUGGCAUCAAACCCAACUGUACAGAUCCACAAACCCGCCAGUACAUCGCAGCUCCCAUUUGUCUUCUCUACAAGAACCCACAGAACAAGAUCCUGCCCAUCGCCAUUCAGUUGGGUCAGACUCCAGGCGAAGACUGCCCCAUCUUCCUGCCCACAGAUGGCGAGUACGACUGGCUUCUGGCCAAGAUGUGGGUUCGCUCGUCAGACUUUCAGCACCACCAGACGGUCACACACCUGCUGAGAACACAUCUGAUCUCAGAGAUGUUUGCCAUCGCCGUGUUCAGGCAUCUCCCUGCAGUCCACCCUGUCUUUAAGUUACUCAUUCCUCACAUCCGUUUCACUAUCGCUAUCAACACCAAGGCAAGAGAGGCCCUCAUCUGUGACCAUGGUCUCUUCGAUAAGGCAAACUCCAUCGGGGGAGGAGGUCAUGUGCAGCUGAUUCAGAAGGUGAUAAAGACGCUGACCUUCCGGUCACUCUGCUUCCCUGACAUGAUCAAAGCUCGUGGAAUGGAUGACAAGAAUUUGCCAUCCUACUUCUACAGGGAUGACGGCUACCAGGUGUGGGAGGCCAUUAAGGGUUUUGUCUCCGAUGUGGUUAAUAUUUACUACACCAGUGAUGAGAACGUUCGGACGGACCAGGAAAUCCAAGCCUUUGUUCAGGAUGUUUGCGACUUUGGAAUGAAGGACUUCAGUCACUGUGAAUUCCCCCGGUCCCUAAAGUCCUGCACGGAGCUGAUUGAGUACUUGACCGUCAUCGUGUUCACUGCUUCAGCUCAACAUUCAGCGGUCAACUUUGGACAAUACAACUGGUACUCCUGGGUCCCCAACGCGCCGUCCACCAUGCGACAGCCGCCGCCCAACCGGAAGGGUUUGUCCAACAUGACCCUGAUCAUGGCCAGCCUCCCUGACAGAGGACGCUCCAGUUGGCACCUGGGGGCCGUCUGGGCGCUCACACAGUACCAGGAGAAGGAGAUCUACUUGGGAUCUUACCCGGACCAGCACUUUACGGAGAAGCCGGUGAGGGCGGCCAUGGAGGAGUUCAGGAAGAAACUGGCAGACCUAAGCAGCGCCAUCAGGACGAGGAACGAGAAGGAGAUCUUGCCCUACGACCUCCUGUGCCCUGACAAAAUACCGAACAGUGUCGCUAUAUGAAGUGUUUUUCUUACAAAACACUUUUGUGCUUGUCCCUUUACAACGGUUUCACUCCGAAUACUCAUACUGGCUGAUACCCAUAUUGACCAGCAGGACUCAUACACGCUUUUAUUAUUUUGUAGUGUGGCGGCCUAUAGUUAAAGGCCUACUGAAAUGAGAUUUUCUCAUUCAAACGGGGAUAGCAGGUCCAUUCUAUGUGUCAUACUUGAUCAUUUCGCAAUAUUGCCAUAUUUUUGCUGGAAGGAUUUAGUAAAGAACAUCGACGAUAAAGAUUGCAACUUUUAGUUGCUAAUAGAAAAGCCCUGCCUUUACCAGAAGUAUGUGCGCGUGACGUCACGAGUUGCAGGGCUCCUCACAUAUUCACAUUGUUUUUAAUGGGAGCCACCAGCAGUAAGAGCAAUUCGGACCGAGAAAGCGACAAUUUCCCCAUUAAUUUGAGCGAGGAUGAAAGAUUUGUGGAUUAGGAUAUUGAUAGUGAAGCACUAGAAGAAAAAAAAAAAAAAAGCAACGUCUCCGGGCGACGGCAGUGUGAGCGUUUCAGAUGUAAUUAGACACAUUUACUAGUAUAAUUCUGGAAGAUCCUUUAUCUCAGGGGUCGGGAACCUUUUUGGCUGAGACAGCCAUACAAGCCAAAUAUUUUUUAAAGUAUUUCCGUGAGAGCCAUAUAAUAUUUUUUUAAGACUGAUUACAACUAAAUGCGUGCAUUUUUAAGUAAGAUUAACAUUUUUAGAGUAUAAUAAGUCUCUUAUUCGUUUUAAUAACAUUGUUAUUCUGAAGCUAUCCAACAAUAAAUACAAUACUUCUUACCAUUAAUGCGACUACUUGAGCAGGUGAGGUAGAAACCGGAUGAAUGGAUUAAAAUGCAUGAGAAUAUUUUAUAUUUUGAACGUUUUUUUUGACACUGUGAUUACCAGCGGAAUUAUUCAUUACUUACCGUGUUAAGCAAUGUCAGCUAAGAUUUAUCUGAGAACCAGGUGCAGUCAUCAAAAGAGCCACAUCUGGCUCUAGAGCCAUAGGUUCCCUACCCCUGCUUUAUCUGCUUAUUGUUUCAAUAGUGUUUUAGUGAGAUUAAAGAUUGUAAAGACAUACCUCGAGGUCGGACGGCUGCGGUGAACACAGUGUCUCAGAGAGAAGCCGAGGAGCCAAGCUCACAGCUGCUGCAGGACGACGGAUAAUCCACUGAGGUCUCCGGUAAGAUAUAUAUCACAAUUUCCCCAUCCAAAAACAUGCUGGUUGACGUAGAGAAAACAUGUUCGCUUGACCGCUCUGCUUCACAACAAACAAAGAAACACCGGAUGUGUGUCGGUGCUAAAGACAGCUGCAAUUAACCGCUUUCCACCAACAGCAUUGUUCUUUAUAGUCUCCAUUAUUAAAUGAACAAAUUGCAAAAGAUUCAGCAACACAGAUGUCCAAAAUACUGUGUAAUUACGCCAUGAACAGAGACGCCUUUUAUCCGUGUUUGGUGCUACGCUAAUAUGUCCCCUCCAACACGUGACGUCACGCCUAUGCGUCAUCAUUCCGCGACGUUUUCAACAAGAAACUCUGAGGGAAAUUAAAAAUUGUAAUUUAGUAAACAAAAAAGGCCGUAUUGGCAUGUGUUGCAAAGUUAAUAUUUCAUCAUUGAUAUAUAAACUAUCAGACUGCGUGGUCGGUAGUAGUGGGUUUCAGUAGGCCUUUAAGAAACACUGCUGGAAAAGUUUGAUCAAGUAAAAUUACUCAAAGAACAAUUAUUUACCAUUUACAGUCUGCAAUGGACCCAUGCUGUCUUCAAAUUGAAGUGGGGUGGUAAUUUUUUGUGAACACCUCGUGGUCAUAUUAUUUCUCUAAUUCAAGCGCAUGAUGCGGACACGUUUGUUACUGGGUACUUUCUACUGUAGGCGCACUAAAAAUCCUUUCCCCCCCUCAAAACUCGACAGUAUAACCCGGCGCACCUAAUGUAAGAAAUACGUUUGGUUGAGCUCACCCACCUCGAAGCAAUUUUUUUUUUGGUACAUGGUGUAAUAAAUGUGACCAGUAGAUGGCAGUCAUACAUAAGAGAUAAGUGUCGGCUGCACCGUUUGAUGUGCUUCAACAUACAAGGAUUACUAUGGCGUUUUGUUUCGCACUACUAUGCAAAAGUAACUUUUCUUACCUUUUGGUACCUGCUGAUCUGUAUUUGGGAUCUGCAUAAAUUCUGAAAAAUUGUGCGCACCCGGUUUGUAGUCCAUGGCCACACCGUAGUCGAUAAGCUUCUUCUUUUUCUCUAUCUUCUUGUUAUGGAACAUUCAUCCUCUGCUGUUGCCAUUUCUAAUAUAUUGUAAAGUUCUUACUUAUAUCUGUCAGUAAACUCGCCAUGAAAGCGCUAAAACAUACCGGUGUAGUGAGUUUGCAUUAUUCAUUCAAGGAACUUUGGUUAUCAGUCGGACGGUUUUUCACGGGACACAUUUUUGGUGUUGUUUCCGGAUGAGGAGAUACUGCUCUGGUAUUUAUUUGAGUAAAGUCUGAAUGUCAUUAAAACAGUUUGCACCAUCUUUUGACACUUCUUCCACUCCCGUCCUUGCACGCUACACC